Messenger RNA from Asterias rubens (European starfish), 2170 nucleotides. RefSeq names its product solute carrier family 25 member 48-like. The record is from RefSeq and is a predicted model, not a curated record. The transcript is spliced from 9 exons. Lineage: Eukaryota; Metazoa; Echinodermata; Asteroidea; Forcipulatida; Asteriidae. Gene Ontology annotation, biological process: transport. The coding region runs from base 107 to 952 and encodes 281 amino acids. Gene Ontology annotation, cellular component: mitochondrion. Gene Ontology annotation, molecular function: transmembrane transporter activity.
UCCGGUUGUCGGCGGAGGUUCGUGUGGUGAAAGUUAUCAACAUAAUUAAUUGUCAUCUAAUUUGCAUUUUAUUUAGGCAGUAUUUGGAACUUUUUGUAGCAUCAAAAUGACACACAAUGAAAGCAGAGGACAAUGGUACAAAGAGGGAGGCAUAGGUCUCGGAGUUGGCGUCUUAUAUGGAUUCACCAGCGUCUGUGUUGGACAUCCGUUCGACACAAUCAAGACCAAGAUGCAAGCACAGGUUGGCUAUGAGAAAGGUGGACUCUUCCGAACACUCAGUAAGACUUUCAAGACACAGGGUGUCAUUGGGUUCUAUAGGGGUUCCGUUCCGGUCCUAUGGGGUUCAGGCAUUUAUAGAUCCACUCAAUUUGGAGUUUUUGAAUCUGUUUACACCUUUUUGGAUAAUCCUUUUUGCAAAUCUGAGAUUCCAUUUACAGCAGGGCUGCAAGUACGGGUCUUGCUAGCCGGUGCCUGUGGUUCAACUGCAAGAGCCAUCAUCGAAUCACCUUUAGAACUUGCAAAGAUCAGAAGGCAAACGCAGCAAACCUGGCAAUUCAGAGGUUUAUACAAGGGAUUUGGCGUGCAUUGGUGUCGUACAAUGGGUUUAAUGUGUACCUACUUCAUCUUGAUUGACACUCAGAGGAGGCACUUCCCUCAAGCCUUCAAUUCUAGCGUUAUCGGACCUUUCCUAGUAUCAGGAGUCGCAGCAACGUUAGGUUGGUGGAUCGUAUGGCCUUUGGAAUACAUGAAAUCACAAGUACAAGGCAACUAUGGAAAAGACAUGCCAGUCUUAAAAAGAAUGCGGCUGGUCAUCAAAGAGCGAGGAGGAUUCUUCGGUCUCUAUCGCGGAAUCGGACCCGGGACUAUUCGUAGUUUCAUCGCGAAUGGGACUGCUAUGAUCGUUAUGGCCAACGCCCAGAAGAAGGUGUCGGAAUGGGGCUUACGAGAUUGAGAUGAUAACGUUCGAACAGCAACAAGGCUGACACUGGCGCGCUCACAUACCCGUAGUGAUCCUAUCGAGAGGGUUAGUACCAUUAUCGAGCAGGGGAAUGACCAGUUUCCCAUCAGGAGGGAAGUACCAUUAUUGGGCAGGGACUUUCCCCAUCAACAGGGAAGUACCAUUAUCGAGCAGGGGAGUGACCAGCUUCCCAUCAGGAGGGAAGUACCAUUAUCGGGCAGGGGAGUGACCAGUUUCCCAUCAGGAGGGAAGUACCAUUAUCAGGCAGGGGAGUGACCAGUUUCCCAUCAGGAGGGAAGUACCAUUAUCGGGCAGGGGAGUGAUCAGUUUCCCAUCAGGAGGGAAGUACCAUUAUCGGGCAGGGGAGUGACCAGUUUCCCAUCAGGAGGGAAGUACCAUUAUCGGGCAAGGAAGUGACCAGUUUUCCCAUCAAGAGGGAAGUACCGUUAUCGGGCAGGGAAGUGACAAGUUUCCCCAUCAAGAGGAAAGUACCAUUAUCGGGCAGGGGAGUAACCAGUAGAGGGUGAAGCAAAAAUAGCGAUCUUAUCCAGUAAAAUACCACGUGGGAAGGUCUGCCAUUGAGAACAUAUUCCAGCAGGGUUUGUAAAUAUCGCAGAGAUUCUAUCCAGUAAGAUGCUAUAAGAACAGGGUAAAGACAAAUCAUGUACUUUUGUAAUCAUGUGAGCCUUGCAAUUUUUAUUGACAUCAAAAUUUUAUUGUAGAAACAAAACAAUGCACAGACUAAUGAACUAAUCAAAUUUUUUAUUUAUUUGACAACAUUUUCAUGUACAAAUUAAUUAUCAAAUUUUGUGUGUGAUGGAGUUGGGUAGUUCGUCCUAACUUGAGAUAAGACUAGUCUUAACUCUUUGUGCUGCAACACAUCAGUGCUGCAUUAAAUAAUGUUUAUUUGCCACUAAGUUUAUCUUUUAAAAAGUUAUAUAUUUUAAACUAUUUCAGAGCUAAAACUGCAAAAAGUAUUCUUGUACCUUGCUUGUGCUUACAUUUAUUCCAGUCCUGCAUUUGUUUGGGUACUUGGUAAGUUAUUCUGAAAAGAAAAUAUCUGAAAUGUUUUUAAAAGUAACACACAUUUUAAUUUCCAAACUAAAAAUGGUAUUAUUCAAAAUCCAUGGUUGCUGAUUGCAGUAAAAGGAAAACCACGCAACUUCGAGGCAAAUGUGUGUGGAUCAUGAUAUUCUACUUUUAAAAUAUCUU